This is a messenger RNA of Argentina anserina (silverweed cinquefoil), 2734 nucleotides long. RefSeq names its product PHD finger protein At1g33420-like. Bases 318 to 2435 code for a protein of 705 amino acids. The transcript has 5 exons. Lineage: Eukaryota; Viridiplantae; Streptophyta; Magnoliopsida; Rosales; Rosaceae. The record is from RefSeq and is a predicted model, not a curated record.
AAUUCCUGGUUUCCUUUUUUGUUUUUGAUUCCUCCCUCGAACUUCGAUCCCUCCUUAAAAUUGGUUUCUCCGAUCUCAUCACCUACCGGUUUUUUCUCUUUUAAAUGUCAAACUAUUUUUUUCAAAAAUUUAAAAUAGAAACAAGAAGAAGAAGAAAUUCGUCCUAACUUUACAGAGAAGAUGAAAAAAGUGAAUUUGAUUUCUGAGGCUUCUUCAAUAGAUAGAUAGAAAGAAAAAGCGCGAAACAGCAAUCACAGAACCCAGUCUUGCUCGAUCUACAGCCUUCUUCGAAUCCCCGGGCCCCACGCGCCGCCGUGAUGGUUGUGAACGAGCGGCCUCUGAAGCGGAUGAAGAGGCGGAUUACGGCGGAUCUCAACGACUUCUUCACCUCCCCUUCCUCCUCCUCGACCUCCUCGCCGGAGCCUACCGGGCCUUUCAGGACCGCCGUCAGGGAGUUCCUCUCCAACCAUGCGCUGGUUCCUCCGCCGUCGUCGCUCUUCCCUCACCUGAUGACGUGGCAGGUCCACUUCCGGGUCGGCGACGCUGCGGAUCAGCUCGCGGCGGACGGUCCGGAUGCGUUUGCUCCGCCCGUCGUGUGCCUCGAUAUCGUCGAGGAGGACGUCGCCAGAUCUCGAAACGUCUAUUGUGAUCAGUGCCGAGUUGUCGGAUGGAGUGGUCAUCCAGUUUGCGGGAAACGUUAUCAUUUUAUUAUCAAGGCUGAUGGUAAUUCCAUUGGUGGGUAUCACAAGCCUUGUAUAUGCUGUGGAGAUGUUGUGCAUAUCUACGAAUCCAAGUGCAAAUCUUGCAACCUUGAAGCAAGUACAAAGGACGUUGAAGAUUGGGUGUACAAUCAAUUAGAGAACACAAACCAUCUUCUGCAUGGAGUGGUCCAUUCAAAUGGUUUUGGACACCUUCUCAGGGUAAAUGGAAGGGAAGGUGGCUCGAGGAUGCUUUCUGGAUGUCAUAUCAUGGACUUUUGGGAUCGGCUCUGUAAAGUUCUUGGUGUGAGAAUGGUCAGUGUGAUGGAUGUGUCAAAGAAGUAUGGGCUGGAGUAUCGGCUACUUCAUGCAAUUAUCAAAGGACAUCCAUGGUAUGGUGAUUGGGGUUAUGAAUUUGCUACUGGUAGUUUUGCUCUCACUCUUGAUGCCUAUAAUUUAGCUGUUGAAAAACUCUCUACUUUACCCCUGUCCAUAUUCCUUGCUCAACCUCGAAUUCCAUCUUGCAUCCGUGAGCUCAUCUUGCAAUACCAGUCCCUAUCAGAUCGGGAGCUUUUGAAUAUAAAAGAUCUCUUUGGUUUCUUAAUUAAAUUGAUUCAUGAUGCUCCCAAGCGUUCUUCAAGAGUUGAUGAUGCCAUGAGCAAGAAGCGACGAGCUUCUGGAGUUCUGUAUUCUUGGACGAAGACUGACGUUGAAUGUGUAGAAGAGGCCAUGGUCAAGGUGCUACGUGCAGUUACUGGGUUGACUUGGGUAAAUCAACGUAAUCUUAGGAAAGCCAUAUACAAGGGUCAGCCACCCGAUCUCCUGGAUUAUUGCCUCAACGACCUUGGAGGAAAAAUGGUAGCAGAUGGGAUCUUCGUUAAUUCGAGACGCAAUGCUGAUGGUGAUUUGGAGUACAGACUCGAGGCUGGAAACAGCCCAUCAAAUGACUCUUCCACCUCUAAAUGCCUAUCAGAAGAAAAUCUUGUUCUGGACAUGCGCUUUUUAUAUGAGUUGAUGCUUCACCCCCAAACUAUGAUGAAAGAUGUGCCUCGAGGAACAAGAGAUCUUGCAGUCAGCUGUGCUGAAAAGCUACUUGACUGCAAGCAGUUUGUGAAAGACUACAAGCCUGAAAAGAUGUCAAUCAAUGACCCUUCUGUUAUAUGUCUUUUAUGUAGAGUUGAACUUACAGACGAGUUGGAAGAAUAUGCCUCUCUGGAUCCCCCUGCUGAACUGAUUGUUCUAUCUAAUGCUACUGUAUCUGAUCUCAAGCUUGCAGCAUCAAAAGCUUUUCAAGAUGUAUAUUUGGUCUUGAAAAGGUUUCAAGCUGAAGAGUUGGCUGACUAUGGCGGUGUUGAUGAAUCCACCCAGGUCAAGAAGUUGCUAGGGUCAGCAGAGUACGUUCAGGUGCGAGGGCGGUGCAAUGCAAAGAGUGGAUGGAGUAAGUUUAGUAUGGAGAGAGGGCUGGAGGGGUGGACAGUGGAGUGCAGCUGUGGAGCAAAGGAUGAUGACGGAGAGAGAAUGAUGGCUUGUGAUCGUUGUGGUGUGUGGCGGCACACUCGAUGUUCUGGAAUCCCAGACUCUGAUUUGGUUCCUGCAAACUUUGUUUGUCAAGGAUGCAAAAGCUCAGUUUCAGUAACAAAAAGCGCCGGACCUUGCAAGGAUGAGGUGGUUGCCAAGGUUGCUGGUGAAAGCUACUCCUUUGGUAAUGGUUUGACUGCCCCUCCUGACGUUCGCUGAGAUUAUUUUAUUUUCAUUGUCAAUAAGUAAUUGGUUUGAUUUUAUCAUUUUCUUCGAACGAGAGUUAAUCCCCAAAUGACGAUGUACAUAUAACCCCUAGGGCUUUUAGAGUUUUUCAAAUUUAUAAUUUCCUACUUCUCUUCCUCUGUAUAUAUUCCUUCCAUGGCCAACAAAAGAGAAGUUGAAAAGUUGGAACAUAGCAGAAAGAAAAAAAAAAGGAUCAAUGUUUUAUAUUUCCUUGUCUAUUUUCUGAUCAUGUUGCUGAUUGCCCAAGGGAUUGGAGCGUAUGUUAAAAAAAU